This is a messenger RNA of Penicillium angulare, 1188 nucleotides long. Its product is annotated as YncE family protein. The coding region runs from base 1 to 1188 and encodes 395 amino acids. The transcript has 2 exons. NCBI's taxonomy places the organism in Eukaryota, Fungi, Ascomycota, Eurotiomycetes, Eurotiales, Aspergillaceae. Gene Ontology annotation, molecular function: protein binding. The record is from RefSeq and is a predicted model, not a curated record.
AUGCACUUUUCCUUUCCAAUUCACCUCAUCGUGGCUCUCAUUGCCAGCGGUACCAACGCCAAUUUAGACGCAUGUCCCGUUCGUCCUGGUGCAAAAGCGCUCUAUCUUCAAUCAAAUGAACAACAAAAUUCCGUCAUAUCUAUCCCAAUUGGAAGUGAUGGCAAGCUCUAUGGCGGCAUUGCGACUUUGUCAGGCGGCAUGGGUAGCGAUAUCAUCAACGCAAUGACCAACGCACCUGCUGAGUCUGAUGCUCUCUCAUCGCAAAGUUCCGUUUUUGUCAUCGAUGAUGUUGUCUUCGCAGUCAACGCAGGAUCAAACACCUUGAGCAUGUUCAGAAUCGAUCCAUCCAGUCCUACAAGGAUAUCAAUGGUUGGAGAGCCGGCCACCAUUCCUGGCGAAUUCCCAGUCACCGUGGCCGCUUCAAUGAAGCGCAAAACAGCCUGUGUUGGAUACACUGGGGCCAGGUCCGGUGUCUCCUGUGCUAGGUUCACAGAACAGGGACUGCAGCAAAUGGCACAAGUACUUGAUUUCAGACUUAAUCAAACCACUCCUCCUGUCGGGCCAACAAAUACUGUGGCGCAAGUUUUCUUUGCUGCAAGCGAUACUCGUUUAGUCACCACAGUGAAGGGGAAUCCGACCACUAACAACACCGGGUUCAUUUCUGUCCUCGCAUUCCAAGAUUCGCACUCGUCGGUGUUUCAGAGCCAUGACGUCCGGAGCUCACUGCCUGGUACAGCAGUACUAUUUGGUGGUGUUGAAAUCCCCCACACGUCCGAUUUAUUCAUAACGGAUGCGUCUUUUGGAGCAACUGUUCUUAGCUUAGACACUGUCAACGAUAAGGUCUCACUCAAGAACAAGCUUGUCAUCGCGAACCAGCAAGCUACAUGUUGGGCUGCCUACUCUCCAGCGCGAGGAAGCGUCUUUGUAACCGAUGCUGCGCUCGACAGACUCAUCGAAAUCACACCCGAUGGCUCGAAAACUUUGACAACGCUGAACUUGAGAAAUGGUGACCCAGGUCUUACUGAGCUCAAAGCUGCUGGUCGUUUUGUCUACGCUCUUUCCCCCGGAAACGGCACUAUUGAAGCCUCAAUUACGGUGGUGGACACUUUUGAGGGGAGGCAGAUUCAGCAUUUUGAGCUGGAGAAGCUGGGUGGUGGUCAGCGGUCACAGGGAUUGGCAAUUUACUAA